Messenger RNA from Odontomachus brunneus, 886 nucleotides. RefSeq lists its product as uncharacterized. NCBI's taxonomy places the organism in Eukaryota, Metazoa, Arthropoda, Insecta, Hymenoptera, Formicidae. The transcript has 3 exons. The record is from RefSeq and is a predicted model, not a curated record. The coding region runs from base 7 to 573 and encodes 188 amino acids.
AGGGCGAUGCGUUUGUUUCGACGGCGACAGCCUGAGAGCAAAUUAUUCGGGUCAUGCGCGCGAGAAUCAACUCGGAACUCAAUUAUACGCGACGCGUCCGCCGAAUGCGAAUCCUUCGUCGGCGUGCGUAGCAGCAGCAGCAGCAGCAGCAGCAGCAACACCGCGUUGAUCGCCGCGAGCACGUUCGCCGCGGCCGCGAAAAACGACGAAGAGCAACAUCGUGUGCAGCCGGGUGCUGCCGUCGCUUCGCGUCACAUCGCGUCGGCGAGGAAAACCAUCGCCGGAGGAAAGAAAAGUUGGCGCGAGAGGGUCAACCUUGCGACUCGGUUCACAUCUGUUUUACUGUCUCGCAGAAUUGUUGCAAAGAUCUCAUUAUUAACAAACGUCAGAGUUGCGAUCAACAAUGUGGGACGUCACUGUGACGCAAUCAAACGGAUCGGAAUCCUCGGGGGGAACGAGAAGAGGACGGAAGGAGCGUCAGCGCGUGGACGUCGCACGUGUUUAACAGUAAUAGUCGAGGUCCGGCCUGGACCACGAGAGAGCGUAUAUCCCACGGCUGUACAACAUCCUUGAGCGGGGAGAAGCGCGUCUCUCGGGUGAGUAAUGAUGAAAGCGCGAGUCGGACGGCCGACCUCGUCGCCUCGCGUCGUCUUUAAACGCGCGAGUAAUGAGCGAGGCUGGCUACAUAUUUCCGUCGCGAUCUCCUGUCAACAGGGCGUUCCUCUAUUUUCGUCGCGUCCGUCCGUCCGUCCGUCCGUCGGUCUCACACGUGGAUACUAGUCUCGCUGUGUGUUUGAGCGAGCGAAUAAAUAAGCGGCUGAAUGCGUAGGUGCGCGCGUUCCGAGAAUAAAGCGAGCGGCAUAAGACGCGCGAAUAAUGAGAUGUG